Messenger RNA from Drepanopeziza brunnea f. sp. 'multigermtubi' MB_m1, 1974 nucleotides. RefSeq lists its product as uncharacterized. Gene Ontology annotation, cellular component: U4/U6 x U5 tri-snRNP complex. Gene Ontology annotation, biological process: maturation of 5S rRNA; mRNA cis splicing, via spliceosome. Lineage: Eukaryota; Fungi; Ascomycota; Leotiomycetes; Helotiales; Drepanopezizaceae. The record is from RefSeq and is a predicted model, not a curated record.
AUGGCCGACGCAAUCUCUAUCGAAGAGACCAACCGCCUCCGGGUCUCCCUUGGGAUGAAGCCACUGCCCGUCCCCGGAGCAGGCCCCAUCUUCAAAGAUCCAUCCGCGCCCGCUGAAGAAGUAGGAAGCACCCUCGAGUCUCGACAAGCCGAAGGCUACGAUAACUAUCGAAAGCUGCAAGAAGCCGAACAAGCAAAGAAAAAACGCGAAGAGAAAGCCGCUGCGAUCAAGAGGGCACGAGAUGCGGCGAAACGAUUCUCGAAACUGGAAGGGAAAGGCCUAGGCGAUGCAGAUGAGGGUGAAGAUCUGGGCGCGAAGGCCUGGCUGAUUAAGCAGAAGAAGAGACAAAAGGAAAUCGAAAAAGCGAGGAAGAAAGAGCAGGAAUUGGCUGAUGCCGAGAAGGAGGCCGAGUAUACGGCUAAGGAUCUCGCAGGUGUCAAGGUUGGCCACGAGCUUGAUACGUUCCAAGAGGGCGAGGACCAAGUCUUGACGCUCAAGGAUACCACGAUCGACGAGAAUGAGGAAGAAGGCGAUGAACUCGAGAAUCUGGAUUUGCGUGAGCGGGAGAAGCUGACGGAUAAAUUGGAGCUGAAGAAGAAGAAGCCGAACUACAAUCCCCACGAUAUCGACGACUCAGGCGAGACGAGAAUUCUCGCACAAUACGAUGAGGAGAUUGAUGGAAAGAAGCGCCAACGGUUCACCCUCGACGGCAUGGGAAGCACAACCGAAGCUGCAGUCGAGGGCGGCGCUGCGAAGAAGAUAAAGCCAAUGGCAAUCAGCUUGGAUCUUUUCAAAGACGACGAGCCGAAGUCCGAUUACCUCGACAUAUCAGAGAUCAAGGUUAAGAAGCCAAAAAAGAAGAAAGCCAAGUCCACCCGGCAGAAGGUCGUCGACGAAGACGACAUUUUCCCCGCACCCGAACUCGCGGAGCCCUCCGUUGAAAAUGGAGAUAGCAUGGAUAUCGACCAGACAGCACAUCCCAAGAAGCGCACAUACGAUGACAUAUCAUUUGUUGACGACGAGGAUCUACAAGCAUCACUUGCUGCUCAGCGAAGAAAUGCUCUCAAGAAACGCCAAAAGUUCAGACCUGAAGACUUGGCCCAGCAGGUCAGAGAAGAAGCUUCGGUAACACCUGUCGCAGAAAAUGAGGAAGAGGAAACAGGAUUGGUCAUCGACGAGACUUCCGAAUUUGUGGCCAACCUGCAAAAGCCAACCGCACCCGAGCCAAAACGGAGAUCUGUCUCGCGACAACCCGAUGCGAUCACGACCAUGGGCGACGACUCGGACGAUGAAGGUGACGUUAACAUGGAUCGCUCAUAUGCCGAGAUCGAGGACGAGGAAGACAGACUAGCCCGGCUGAAGAGAGAGGAGUCAAACGGCGAAGACUUGACAAAUACCGGGUUAGAGGAAGAAGCCACUCUGAGCCGAGGUCUAGGCUCGACAUUGAAGUUGCUGAAAGAGCGCGGUAUCAUCAAGACAGCAGAAUCCGGUGAUCUCAAUGCCAAAUUUAGACAAAAGCAACUGUUCUUGGCCGAGAAACAACGCCGCGAGGCCGAAGCUGAGAAGAAAGCCCGUGCACAGAGAGAGCGCGAUCGUAUGACUGGGCGCCUCGACAAGAUGUCUGCCCGCGAAAAGGAAGAAUACGCCCGCUCCCAGAACGCCCACCGCGACCAAGUCGAGUCCCGCCUAUUGGCCGACCAUUUCAACAAAGAGUACAAGCCUCAUGUUGACAUUAAGUACACGGACGAGUAUGGUCGAACCUUGGGACAGAAGGAAGCGUUCAAGCAGCUGUCACAUCAGUUCCACGGCAAGGGAAGCGGGAAGCAGAAGACGGAGAAGUUGCUCAAGAAAAUCGAAGACGAGAAGAGACGCGAGGCUCAAAGCUCGCUGGACGGCUCUCAGAUGGGUGGGAUGAGCGGAGCCACAGCACAGCAACGGAAGAAGAGAGGACAGGCUGGUGUCAGACUUGCUUGA